Messenger RNA from Phascolarctos cinereus (koala), 1180 nucleotides. RefSeq names its product olfactory receptor 8K3-like. NCBI's taxonomy places the organism in Eukaryota, Metazoa, Chordata, Mammalia, Diprotodontia, Phascolarctidae. Gene Ontology annotation, biological process: G protein-coupled receptor signaling pathway. Gene Ontology annotation, molecular function: G protein-coupled receptor activity; olfactory receptor activity. The record is from RefSeq and is a predicted model, not a curated record. Gene Ontology annotation, cellular component: membrane.
AAAAGAAACCUGAACGAAACUCCAGGGAUCCAGGGACAUGGCCUCCUGGGGACAUAGAAAGGCAUAAAGUCUGACUCUAGUGGCUGGCAGUACAGAUUAGAUGAACAAGCUACAGAAGACUCAACCAUCCAGAUAAGCAGAAUAUGCCCCUUGGAUGGAAGAAAUGACCAGCCUGAAUGAAACCACAGGAAGCCAGGUGACUGAAUUCAUUCUCAUGGGCAUCACAAAUCGUCCUGAGCUGCAGGGCCCCCUCUUUGUUGUGUUUUUUCUCAACUACAUGGCCAUAGUUGUGGGGAACCUGGGCCUGAUCAUCCUGACCAGUGUGGAUUCCCACCUCAAGACCCCCAUGUACUUCUCUCAGCAUCUGGCAUUUGUUGAUCUUGGCUAUUCCACAGCUAUUGGGCCAAAAAUGCUAGUUGGAUUCAUAGAGGAGAAAAAUAUCAUUUCUUAUUAUGGAUGUGCAAUACAGCUAGUUUUCUAUGUGGCAUUUAUUGCCAGUGAACUUUUUAUCCUCUCAGCCAUGGCAUAUGACCGUUAUGUUGCUAUCUGUGAGCCUCUCUUCUAUAUGGUCAUCAUGUCAGACAUGGUAUGUUGGCUCUUGGUGGCUGUCUCAUACCUCUAUAGCACCAUGGUAUCCAUACUGGUCACAAUAAAGCUUUUUAAAUUAUCUUUCUGCAAAUCAAAUAUAAUACGACACUUUUACUGUGAUGGUGCUCCCCUAUUGUCCAUUACCUGCUCAGACGCAAGUGAGAUUGAACUCAUCAUUAUGAUCUUUGCUGCAUUUAAUUUUGUUUCUUCCCUUCUUAUUAUCCUUAUCUCCUACAUGUUCAUUCUUAUGACCAUCCUCAGGAUGAACUCUUCUGAGGGCAGGCACAAAGCUUUUUCUACCUUUGGCUCUCAUCUCACUGGGGUGGUUAUAUUCUAUGGGACACUUCUCUUCAUCUAUCUGCAGCCCCCAAAUACCCAUUCUUUUGAUACAGACAAAGUGGCCUCUCUGUUUUACACUCUGGUCAUCCCCAUGCUCAACCCCUUGAUCUACAGUCUGAGGAACAAAGAGGUGAAAGGUGCCUUGAGAAGGCUCUUUGAAAAAAUCAUGUAAGCCUUCUUUUUAAUGUCCAAUGUGGUAUGUAAUUCCACUGCAUUAUUCAAAGCAAGUAAAUAUGUACCAGAUUUUUUUCAA